Molecule: messenger RNA, 378 nt
Organism: Blepharisma stoltei
Lineage: Eukaryota; Ciliophora; Heterotrichea; Heterotrichida; Blepharismidae
Source: the annotation of a GenBank genome assembly
AUGAGGAAAAAAGAGCUUGUAAACUUCCACACCAAAGGGAAGUUCUUUGAAGACGCCGCUAGGAACAGAUGAGAAAAUAAAUCCCCAGGAAAAGACGCCAAUACUGCAACCGAAAGAGCAUUUUUAAGCCAAAUUACUGAUCUGUUAGCAUUGAAGAAAGACUUGAACUAUAAGAUUUUGCUUAAAGAGCAAGAAAUUUCACAGGCAAAUUUUGUAAUUAAUUGUAUGAAGGAGAAAAAUCAGCAUUUAAGGAUGGUGAUAAGCCAAAAAGAAGAUAUCAUAGUGAGGAUUAUUUCUGACUCACAGAAAACUGAGAGGGUUUUGAUAAGGAGCAAGACAGUCCCAAAGACACGGAUUUCUAAGGAAGCUUGGAUUUAA